Messenger RNA from Westerdykella ornata, 1094 nucleotides. RefSeq lists its product as uncharacterized. The record is from RefSeq and is a predicted model, not a curated record. NCBI's taxonomy places the organism in Eukaryota, Fungi, Ascomycota, Dothideomycetes, Pleosporales, Sporormiaceae. The coding region runs from base 225 to 1019 and encodes 264 amino acids. Gene Ontology annotation, molecular function: acyltransferase activity, transferring groups other than amino-acyl groups. The transcript has a single exon.
ACUAAUGUCCGCUUACGUAAUGAGAAGGGGCCAUAUAACGUCCACGGGUCCCAUCCUCCGUCAGAUGCAUUUACAAGGCACUGUCAAACGGCGUCAAAAAAUAUUUUCCACAGCAACGACCGAAAGGGAAAAACAGAUCCAUCCUCCUCAAUUUACGAACCUCGACCCUACACAACCUCCACAAUAACCCAGAGACCAAUUCCUUUUGUUCCAGCUCUUGGAAAAUGUCCUCCCCCAACGACAUCCUCAUCACCCCGGUCACCAACCCGGAAACCGACCUCCCAGGAGUCUUCAACUGCAUCGCCCAGUCCUUCGGCGCCCAAAUCCAGGAAACCCUCUGGCUAGCCGUCAACCCAUCCUACGAUACGCCCCAAGGCCGCCAACGCGGGAUCCACCACCUCCAGCAUCGCUACGAGCACGUGACGCGCAACCGCGACGGGGAUCCCAACACCGUGUUUAUCAAAGCGACGGUGCGCGCCGAACCGGGCGAUGAGAAUAGUCCGGGGGGCCUCGAUGCCGACGGCAGAAAGAUUGUCGGAAUGGCCAUCUGGCAGCAAGCUUCUUUUGUCGAGGGCUACGGCGACGUGCCCAGCACCGUGUAUCCGGAGGAGGACCUCGAGGACCUGGAUCCGAGGGAGGCGCGGUUUGCAAGGCAGAUGUUCGCGUCCAUGUGGAGGCGACGGGUCGAGGUUGCUAGGGAGAAGGCCGAGGCUGCUGUGGAAGGGGAUGAUGGUGGGGUGCCCGCGAUUUUCGUGCUGGAUAUGUGCGCUGUGGAUCCUGGGUAUCAGAGGCGGGGGAUUGCGAAGGGGUUGGUUAGAUGGGGGUUGGAGGAGGCGCGGAGGAGGGGGGGUUUGGAGUGUACGACUGAGGCGACUGUUAUGGGUUUGGGGGUGUAUAAGAGGGAGGGGUUUAGGGAAGAGGAGGGGAAUGAUGGAGCCUUGGUGUAUGAGGUUGAUGAGGAGUUUAGGGAUAGGCGGCUGUUGCCGGUCGUGUUUUUGAGAACGGGUGGGGGGAGCUAGAGCAUAGGGAUCGGGUGGGAGCGAAUACUGUGUAUCGUUGGCGGGAAGUGGUUGAUGAAGUUAGAAGGCACUUGU